AUGGAACUCGAAAGUAGACAACAAUAUAUGACAAACAAACAAAACGAGUUAAAAGUAAAACUAGAACAAUAUAAUAAAUGUAAGAAAAGAUGGAUUAGAGUUGAUUCUGUUUUCAAAACACUGAGUGUAGUUCUAACAGUAGGAACAACAGUUGCAACGGCCGUAACUGGUGGAUUAAGUGUUCCAGUACUUGUCCCAACUGUAUUAGCCACAAUUACUGCUAUUCAAACUUCAUCUUGUGGGUUGAUUGCUAUAGGUUAUACAUCAAAACAAAAAUCUCAUUAUAAAAAGAAAACAGAAAUUUUAAAUUCAUAUCUUAAAAAAUUAUUUAUUUUUUUCGAAAGAUCAAGAGAAGAUAAGAACAUAACCAUUGAAGAAUUCAAUGAAAUUCUAGAAAAAUAUGAGAUGGAAAUAUCAGCAAUAAAAAUUUAUACUCAUAACAAUAGAAAUUUGCGCCCCACAAUUGUAAAAGAGGAAUUAGAUUUCUGUCUUAUAAGAAGAAAUAAAAAAGUUUGGGUAUUAAAGAAGAUAAUUAUGAACAAGUAUGGAAAACGUGUAGAGACGAUAACGCAGUAA
This is a messenger RNA of Lottia gigantea (owl limpet), 576 nucleotides long. RefSeq lists its product as hypothetical. The transcript is spliced from 2 exons. The record is from RefSeq and is a predicted model, not a curated record. The coding region runs from base 1 to 576 and encodes 191 amino acids. Lineage: Eukaryota; Metazoa; Mollusca; Gastropoda; Lottiidae.